Messenger RNA from Centropristis striata (black sea bass), 5005 nucleotides. RefSeq names its product eukaryotic translation initiation factor 2-alpha kinase 2 (gene eif2ak2). The record is from RefSeq and is a predicted model, not a curated record. Bases 515 to 4459 code for a protein of 1314 amino acids. Gene Ontology annotation, biological process: protein phosphorylation. NCBI's taxonomy places the organism in Eukaryota, Metazoa, Chordata, Actinopteri, Perciformes, Serranidae. The transcript is spliced from 36 exons. Gene Ontology annotation, molecular function: protein kinase activity; double-stranded RNA binding; ATP binding.
GAAAGCUAGCAAAUCAAACGUUAUGUUUUUCGGAAAGGAAAGAACAGGUAACUACCAUGGUAACUACACAUUUUUACUGAAGCUACAGUGAUUUCGAGACGGCAGCGAAAACAGCCAGUUAUGUUCACGGUAAUUAAAAAAUAGCUUUCAAGAAGAAUUAACAGACGUAACUUGACGGCUGCUGUCCCAAAGAAACUCAGCAUUUUCACUGUGUCAACGCUUUUCCUGGUGUUGCAUCUUAUCCGCGGCGAUUGCUUCCACUCGGUUCAUGUUUGUUUAACCACGUUUGAUAUUUCAGACUGCAUUUGAAGGUGCCAUGUUGUGUGACGUUUACCGAGAAAACGAAACUUAACUGUGAGUACGGCUGAAUUGAAACUGAGCCGAGACGAACAGCACGAAGAAAACAUGGAAGUAAAGUUGAGAUGAAAACGGAAAAAAAUGUCAAUAAGUAUUCUGACAUGUGCACUUUGUUGUUGUAUUACGAGUUGACAUUCCGACUAUCGAGUCAUUCAUAAUGGACGUAGCUAAACUAAACGAGUAUGCACAGAGAGAGCGUUUGGAGCUGAGAUACGAAGACAUUGGAUCUGUUGGCCCUGAUCACAUUAAAACAUUUACCUUACGAGCAGUCGUUAAUGGCAAGGCGUAUCCUGAUGGUGUGGGGAAGAACAAGAAGGAAGCCAAACAGAACGCAGCUAAAAAUGCUCUGAGAGGCUUGUUGGAGGAGCCAGUUACCUCUACAGAAAAUGCUGCAGAAACCCCUACAGCACCAGUUCAUCAGACAAGUAUCAUUCAACCCAACUAUAUAUGUUGGCUUAAUGAAUAUGGUCAGAAGACCAGGGUCAAUAUAAGGGCUGUGGAGUCAACAAGACUGGGACCAAAUUCUGCGAUUCUAUGCUGCAGCUUCAUUGUUGGUGAUAAGGAGUAUCCAGCUGCCACUGGGAAAACAAAGAGGGAAGCCAAGGAGGAAGCAGCCAAGCUUGUAUAUCAUGAGAUAUGUGGCAGUAGAACUACAGAGACUGGAGAGGAGAAGGAUAGUGGCAUAUCCAGUCAACAAGAAGAGAAAUUAGUCCAAAAUGUGUCGGAAAUCUGUGAUAAGACAAAGAACUUGAGUGUGAUAUCUGAAGACGAAGGUUGUACGGGGACAAAUUUCAUAGGAAUCAUCAAUCACUACUGUCACAAAACAAAGCUCUUACAUGACUACAAGUUAGAGAAAAAAUGCGGUCCACCACAUAGCCCUCAGUUUUUCUACAAAUUAGUGAUCAACAAUAAGGACUACCCUGUGGCUGAGGGUAAGAGCAUCAAGGAAGCCAAACAAAAUGCAGCUCAGCUGGCCUGGGCUGUUCUUCAAGAGCAAUCGGACUGGGACAGCAAGGUAUCGGUUAGGUCAGUUGUGUCUGCUGAUAGUACACCAGCCAGGCUGUGCACACCAACAAGCAUACGGGAGUCCCGUCCUGCAAAGCCAAAAAGUGUUCCAGUGAUUACAAGCGACUCAGCUGUUGUUCAUUCACCCGGUCCUCCCAAGGAUCAGAUUCAGAGUCCUGACGUGAAGCCCAAAAUAAGAAUUGCAGCAAAUUUCCUAAAUGCCAAAAGAAACAGCAAAGAGGAUAUAAUGCCGAAUUUCAAUGGCAAGAAUCCAGUAAUUAGUCCGAGCAAGAAAAGAACAACUCAGUCAGCGACCUCAAGGUUUACAUCAGAGUUUGACUCCAUAACGUGCCUGGGCAAAGGAGCCUUUGGUUGUGUUUUCAAGGCAAAACAAAUCCUGCUGAAGAAGUUUUAUGCUAUAAAGAUUGUCCGCUGCAAAGAUAUCAAAAAAGCUCUACGAGAGGUGAUGGCAUUAUCAGACCUCCAUCACUGCAACAUUGUUCGAUACUACACAUGCUGGUUGCAGAGCUCAGGAUACCAGUGGGACAGUACAGAUGAAACUGGUAGCACUUCACAGUCGACUGGCCAUUCAUCAGUAAAGUACCUCUAUAUCCAGAUGGAGCUGUGUGACACCAGAACACUAAGAGUGUGGAUAGACGAGAAGAACAUGCAGAAUGUGAAGAAAUCUCUGCGAGACUCAAAGAGAAGAGAAGAAAGUCUAACUAUUGCUUAUCAAAUCGUCAAUGCGGUGGAGUACUUUCAUUCCAAGAUGCUUAUCCACAGAGACCUGAAGCCUGCCAACAUCAUGUUUGGCCUUGAUGGAGAAGUGAAGAUCGGAGACUUUGGUCUGGUCACUGAUGAGAACGAUGACGAUGCUGAGAACCUGGUGGAGAGAACGGUUUACAAAGGAACCCCUUCAUACAUGGCUCCUGAGCAGAGGAGCAGGAGCACUUAUGACCGAAAAGUGGACGUAUUUGCUUUGGGGUUGAUAUAUUUUGAGCUUCUUUGGAAUCUCCCUACCGGCCCUGAAAGGAAAUUGUUUUGGGAUGAUGUCAGAAACCGGAAUUUUCCUCAAGGAUUUACCCACAAUUUUCCCCUGGAGUACAAGAUCAUUAAGUCAAUGCUGUGUGCAAAGCCAGAAGACCGACCUGAAGCAACUAAACUGAAGGUGGACUUGGAAGAGUUCACUCGUACACUUAUAAUGCUUAAAGAGGCACAGCGCAACAGUAAGACUUCUGUGAUGGAAACUGGAACCUAUGUUGCUGAACUAUAUAAGUAUGCACAUAAAACACGCUCCCGACUGCACUAUGAGGACCUUGGAUAUGUUGGGCCUUGCCAUGAUCGAACAUUCACCCAGAGGGCUGUCCUAAAUGGAAAAGCCUAUCCUGAAGGCGUGGGGAAGAACAAGAAGGAAGCCAAAAAUAAUGCAGCUAAAAAUGUCAUGAAAUUCUUAGAAAGAAAAAAAACCCAGGACUUAGUUGACACAGAUGCAGUUGAGAAAGACAGCUGUGCAUCAGGUCAGCAAAGGGAGGAUAUAAAUCAAGAUGUUUCCAAUAUCUGUACUAAGAUAAGAAGCCUCAGUGCGAACUCACAGCUUAACAGAAACCAGCGGACACAAAGAGAGGAGGCCAAGUUCACUGGACUCAUUGCGCACUACUGUCAGAGAACAAACCGCUGCCAUUCAUACAUAGAAGAGAGGAGAUGUGGUCCACCUCAUGAUCCUCAAUUUUUCUACAAAUUAAUGAUCAAAUCAUCAGAGAUCAUUACGUACUACCCUGAGGGUCAGGGUAAAACUGUCAAAGAGGCUAAACAGGAUGCAGCUCGGCUGGCCUGGGAUGCUCUUCAAAAACAGUCAGACUUUGACAGCAAGGUGUCCGUCAGAGCAACAAUGUCUGAAGACAGUGCACAAUCUGUAUCGUUGUCACCAUCAACUGCCGGGGUGUCCCAGGAAGCAUCAUCACAAUCAAUGAGCAUAUUCCCCUCCAAGGCUCAGGUUCCCUUAAGGUCAGCUGCUUCUGAAGAUGAUGCACCAGCCAAGUUGUCAACACCAACUUCACUGGAAUCUCUUGCAUCGUCACAAAGCAUGUCAACGGGUACAAGUGGCUCUGGAAAAUUCACAGAUUCAUCAAACUCUUCCAGUGAUCAGCGUGAUGUCAAAAAGAAGAACAUGGGAAAUAAUCAGAAUGAGGCUCAGUCAAGGUUUACUUCAGACUUUGAACCCAUGGAGUGUCUGGGCAGUGGGGCCUUUGGAUGUGUUUACAAAGUGAGACAUAAACUGCUGGAGAAGUUUUAUGCUGUAAAGAUUGUCCGUCGUGGAGAGAAAUCUCUUCGAGAGGUGGGGACCUUGUCAGACCUCCUCCACUGUAAUAUAGUGAGAUACUACACAUUUUGGAUGGAGGAUUCGGGAUACCAAUGGAACAUUUCAUCUGACAGUAACAGCUCUUCCCAGUCUACAGAUAAAUCAUCGGCAAAGUACCUCUAUAUUCAGAUGGAGCUAUGUGAUACCAAAACACUUAAAAAGUGGAUUGAUGAGAAGAACACUGAGACUGUGCCAGACCCCAAGAGAAGAGAAGAAAGUCUGAGCAUUGCUCAGCAAAUAGUUAGUGGAGUCGUAUAUAUUCACUCCAAGAAGCACAUCCACAGGGACCUGAAGCCUGAUAACAUCCUGUUUGGAGUGGAUAGAGAAGUGAAGAUUGGGGACUUUGGACUGGUCACCAGAGAUGAUAAUGAUGAUGAUGAUGAUCUGAUGGAGAGAACGGGGAACGAAGGAACCACAUCUUACAUGGCUCCUGAACAGAAGAGGGAGAAGACCUACGACCGGAAAGUGGACAUAUUUGCGAUGGGGUUGAUAUAUUUUGAACUCCUCUGGAAACUCUCUACCGGCCACGAAAGAGUAGUGGUUUGGGAGGAUGCCAGAAGCCAGAAGUUCCCUGAGGAGUUUUCACAGACUUUUCCCCAAGAGGAUGAAAUCAUUAAGUCAAUGGUACAUGACAAGCCAGAAGAACGACCUGAAGCAAAUCAGCUGAAGGCGGAGCUGGAGAAGUGGGCUCAGGAGUUCAACGCACAAAAUAUGCACGAGAAAAAUGCAACUGUAUGAUAAUCACAAGGCAGCAUGAUGAUUCAGAAUUCCGUAUGGAGCUCUAUCUGUUCAGAUGUCUUUGGUCUAAUAAUGAAAUGGUUUCAUAUUCCGUUAUAAUAUGAUUUUGUAUGAAAAUGGUUAACAUACUGCACUUAUAGAGCUGGGAUCAGCGCCCUCUCACACACAUAUUUAUGCAAUCUACCUAAGAAGGGGACCUAAAAUGGUUUUAUAAUCAGGAAAUGGAACAUGAACAUUAGCAUAAUUAUAAAAAGUAGCCUUAGCUACAAUCUGUCAAGCUUUUUAGCUUCCAAAUAAUCAUGUGCCUGUAUUUUCUGUUUCCAAACUUGUGUUUUAAGUGAUGUCACAGUGCAGUUUUUGUUUUGUACUGAAUCUGUUUGUAAUGGUUAUCUAAACACUAAACGGAGUGAGUGCUGCAGCUGCUGCAUCUUCAUCCUUGGAGAAGAUUUACAGAAUGACAGUUCGUGACACCAAUACUUUUUAACAUUUAAACUGGCUACAGUGUUGUAAUGUUUUAUGAGUUGAAUUAUUUCAUUAAAAAGCUUU